This is a messenger RNA of Penaeus vannamei (Pacific white shrimp), 945 nucleotides long. The record is from RefSeq and is a predicted model, not a curated record. Lineage: Eukaryota; Metazoa; Arthropoda; Malacostraca; Decapoda; Penaeidae.
AUGACUCUUAGGGUUAUCGCCCUGGCUUCCUUGCUGGUAGCCGCAAGUGCAAUGCCAGGCUUUUAUCAGAGCUAUCAGGCUCCAGGACCUUCCCUCGGUGGUUCUGCAGGAGCCAGUUUCCUCCGACCUUCCAUCAACAUCGGAGGGGCUAUUUCUGCUAGAACCUACAGCUCAUCUAGCGCUCCUGGACAUAACUACAACUAUAACUCCAUCGCCUUUGGUAACGAUUUCGGCAACGAGGAGGACCUCGACGGAUACAACACUCAGGGAUCCUACUAUGUGCACCUUCCCGACGGUCAUCUGGAGAGGGCCACCUACACUGCCAACGAUGACCAAGGAUACAUGGCUCAGAUGACGUACGGAGGAAUGGCCUUCUCCCACCAGGUUAUCGCCCUGGCUUCCUUGCUGGCAGUCGCAAGUGCAAAGCCAGGCCUUUCUCAGAGCUAUCAGGCUCCAGGAUCUUCCUUCGGUGGUUCUGCAGGAGCUGCCAGUUUCCUCCGACCUGCCGCAGGACCUGCCAUCAACUUCGGAGGAGCUGCUUCUGCUGGAGGCUACAGCCCUCCUGUCGCUCCUGUAACUCGUCCUCAGUAUAACUUCAACUAUGACGUCAACGCCUUCGGUAACGAUUUCGGCCACCAAGAGGGCCGCGACGGAUACAACACUCAGGGAUCCUACUACGUGCAGCUUCCCGACGGUCGUCUGCAGAGGGUCACCUACACUGUCAACGGCGACCAAGGAUACGUGGCUCAGGUGACGUACGAGGGAGUGGCUCAGUACCCUGCCUUCCAGCCGUCUGCCUCCUACUCGCCCUCACCUUCGUAUGGUUAGGGUUUGCAAGCCAAGUAACAUAAUGUACCGAAUGUUAUGUAUCCAUCCGUUCGUUUUUUUGUUUUUUUUCUUCUGAUAAAUAUCAGCCUGACAAAAUAAAACUACUUCACUUCCAAA